UAGCGUUUCAGGGCCUUUUCAAUCCCAGAUAGCUUCCAGACUAUUCGUCGAAUUGUUAAAUCUUUCUAGUUUUCGCCGACUCAAAGCCCUAAUUUUCUGCCAUGGCUCGCCGAUCAGGAGGUCGUUCUGCCCGUCCAGCUCCAGCUCCUCGUCAUGCACCAGCACGCAACCCUCCUCAGACAGUCAAACAAGCUCCUCCUCCGGCUCCAGUUCAGGGUGGAGGUGGUGGAAUGCUCUCAGGACUUGGAUCAACCAUAGUUCAAGGUAUUGGUUUUGGGACUGGAAGUGCUGUGGCACACAGGGCCGUUGAUGCUGUGAUGGGUCCUCGCACCAUUCAACAUGAAACUGUAGUCUCUGAAGCUGCUGCUGGUGCUCCAGCACCCAUUUCUAGCAGCAUGAGUGGCUCUGAUGCCUGCAAUAAUCACUCCAAGGCCUUCCAAGAUUGUGUCAACCACUUUGGAAGUGAUAUCAGCAAGUGCCAGUUCUACAUGGAUAUGCUAUCCGAGUGCAAGAAGAACACUGCCUCCGGCAUGUUGAGUGCCUAAGCACUACCUAUUUUUCCAUUCAAUGAUUUGAAAAUGUUAUACUUUGCGCAGUUUAUUCUUCUACCCUGUGCCUGUCAUGAUGGUGAAUUAGUGGUGUAUUGUGGGGAAGGAUUUAUAUGAAUCUUUUAUGUGCAUGGUAGAACAUGCUGCAUUAAGUAGUUGAUCGAACUUGGUACUUGUUUGAAGUAUCCAUGCCCGUUACAAUCUGUUUGAAAAUAAUGAUAUUUUGGAGUUAUGAUGGCUAA
Messenger RNA from Prunus avium (sweet cherry), 790 nucleotides. RefSeq lists its product as uncharacterized. NCBI's taxonomy places the organism in Eukaryota, Viridiplantae, Streptophyta, Magnoliopsida, Rosales, Rosaceae. The record is from RefSeq and is a predicted model, not a curated record. Gene Ontology annotation, cellular component: nucleus; mitochondrion. Gene Ontology annotation, biological process: mitochondrion organization.